GAAGCGGACUCGUACGGCAAGGCCGGGGCGGUGGCCGAGGAGGUGUUGGGCGCCGUGCGGACAGUGUACGCGUUUGACGGCCAACGGCGUGAGAUAGACCGGUACAGCAAACACCUGGAGCCGGCCCGGGAGUCGGGCGUCAGACGGACCCUAUUCACGGCUCUAGGGCUGGGCAUUAUGUGGCUCUGUAUAUACUGCUCGUAUGGACUGGCCUUUUGGUAUGGGGUGCGGCUUAUUAUCCGAUCCAUAGGUGACGGCACCAACCAAUACGAGGCGAGCACAAUGUUGAUUGUGUUUUUCGCUGUACUGAUGGGCACGUUCAGCAUCGGUCAGACCACACCCUACUUCGAGGCCUUCGCUCAGGCCAGAGGGUCGGCGGCACUCAUAUUUGAAGUGAUUGAACGCCGACCGGACAUCGAUAGCAGUUCCCUCGUCGGCGACCACAUCGCGAACUUUGCCGGUCGGGUAGAGCUCCGGGCGGUGAGUUUUAGCUAUCCAUCGCGACCCGAUGUGCCGAUACUGCGCGACCUGUCGCUGGUGGCCGAACCCGGCCAGACAGUGGCGCUGGUGGGCCCGAGUGGGUGCGGCAAAUCCACAGUAAUUCAAUUGUUACAGCGUUUUUACGACGGCUCCGGCGGUCAGGUGCUGAUCGACGGCCGCGACAUACGUGAGCUGAACGUCGGUUGGCUUCGCGAUCGGAUCGGUGUUGUCGGUCAGGAGCCGGUGCUCUUCGGCCGCUCCAUCGCUGACAACAUACGCCUGGGCUAUGGCGAGGCCACCGACGAGGACGUGCGUCGGGCGGCCACCGACGCCAACGCCGCCGACUUUAUCCGUCGACUGCCGCACGGCUUCGACACUCUGGUCGGCGAAAGGGGUAGUCAACUGUCGGGCGGCCAAAAGCAGCGCAUAGCCAUCGCCCGAGCGCUGGUCCGUAAGCCGAAGAUACUAUUGCUGGACGAGUCGACCAGCGCUUUGGACACCCAGUCGGAGGCCGUGGUUCAGGCGGCGCUGGACAGGGCGUCGGUCGGCCGAACCACUUUCAUUGUGGCCCACAGGCUGUCGACCAUUCGUUACGCGCAUAAGAUUAUUGUGAUUAAUGGCGGACAAGUGGUGGAGACGGGCACUCACGAGGAGCUGAUGAAACGCCAGGCGCUGUACUAUAAGUUGGUCAAAACGCAAGACCUGUCCCAAAAGGAGAUUGAUUUGGGCGGCGAUUACGGCGCGGUUGACGACAUGCCAGACGUCGUGUCCACCGCUGGCCGCGGACUGAAUGGCCGAGCGAUCAGUUUAGUGGAGGCGAUGGACGAAGACAUGAUCGGCGGCGCCGACGGAGCGAUGGCUAUGAAGAGCCGGAGGCGGAGCUCCGGCGGUGGCGGUAAAGAGCCGGUGGAGUCGCCGUCGCAAACACGACUGUUGGCGCUGUUGGCGCCGGACAAAUACCUGGUGCUCACCGGAACCGUAAUGGCAUUCCUAAUGGGUCUCUCUAUACCGACGUAUUCGCUGAUCUUCGGCGACAUAAUGGCCACAAUGGCCGAGGCGUCCAUCGAUAAGAUACGCGACGACGUCUUCCUAUACGCCAUGCUAUUCGUUACGAUGGGUAUUGUGUCCGGAAUUGUGGCUUUCCUACAGUUGUAUUUGUUUGGCAUUUGUGGGGAACGGCUGACGACUCGACUCCGGCGGUUGGUGUUUGAGGCUAUGUUGCGACAAGAGGUGGCCUGGUUUGACCAGAGGGACAACAGCACCGGUGCCCUCUGCUCGCGGCUAUCGUCCGACGCGGCCAGCGUUCAAGGGGCCGCCGGUUCCCGACUGUCCACUCUAUGUCAGGCGGCGUCCACUCUGUGCGCCGGUAUUAUAAUAGCCAUGAUUUACAGCUGGAAAUUGGGUUUAGUUAUGCUCGGCUUCACUCCCUUUGUGAUCGUCGCCACGUAUUUCCAAAUGCGAAUACUUAGCGGUCAAGUCGAUGAUGAUAAACACGACACCGAGGAAGCGUCCAGGAUAGCGGUUGAGGCGAUCACGUGUGUGCGUACAGUGGCGUCACUGCACAGGGAGACCACGUUUAUCGGCAAUUAUGUGGAGGCGUUGCGAAACCAGUUCCGCCGCUCCCGACUCAAGGCCCACAUGAGAGGCAUCACGUUUGGCGUCGCCCAGAGUUUGGGUAACUUCUCGUACGCCGUCUCUCUCUUCUACGGCUGUCGACUCAUUGUGGACCAGGAGCUCACCUAUGGUGAUUUGUUCAAGAGUACCGAAGCACUCAUUUUUGGCACAGCUAUGGUUGGACAGGCAGUCGCAUUCGCUCCGGACUACCAAAAAGGUCGUUUGGCAUCCGUACACAUAUUCAAACUGCUCGACCGAUUGCCCAAAAUACUGGUCAAUCAGUUCACCGGCGAUACGCCGGACAUGAGCGCCGGUAACGUGCGGUUCGAUGGGCUGGAGUUCACGUACCCGACCCGACCCAACGUCAAGAUACUGAACGGUCUGAGCUUUGAUGUAUCCAAAGGGCAAACUGUGGCUCUGGUGGGCGCCAGCGGUUGCGGCAAAAGUACUAUCAUUCAACUCAUACAACGCUUUUACGACACCGAUGGCGGCGAAGUGAUACUGGAUGGUAAAAACAUACGUAACCUAAACAUUCCGUGGUUGAGGCGCCGGUUGGGUAUCGUAUCCCAAGAGCCGGUGCUCUUCGGCUACAGUAUUGGCGAUAAUAUCGCGUACGGAGACAACGGACGGACAGUCGGCAUGAAUGAAGUGGUCGGUGCGGCCGAGAGGGCCAACAUUCACGCGUUCAUCAAAUCCCUGCCUAUGGGUUACGAUACGCCCGUCGGAGACAAAGGCACACAACUCAGUGGUGGGCAGAAACAGCGCAUAGCCAUCGCCCGGGCGCUGGUCCGCGACCCGGAGAUACUGCUCCUGGACGAGGCCACCAGUGCUCUCGACUCAGAAAGUGAACAGGUGGUUCAACAAGCGCUGGAUGAGGCCCGGGAGGGGCGCACCUGUAUUGUGAUCGCACACCGAUUGUCGACAAUACAAACGGCGGAUAAAAUAGUAGUCGUGAGCAAAGGGGUGGCCGUAGAGGAGGGCACACAUCACCAGUUGUUGUCCAAAAGGGGCGCUUAUUAUGACUUAUAUAACGCUCAGAGCUUAACGCACUAAUUGUUGUUUCAUUAGUUUUUUGUAACCAUGUUGUAUAAUAUUGUUUUGAGGUAUCAACUACAUUAAACCCUGGAUUGGCGGCCAAUUUAUCAAAUCAUUAUCACAA
Messenger RNA from Medioppia subpectinata, 3253 nucleotides. NCBI's taxonomy places the organism in Eukaryota, Metazoa, Arthropoda, Arachnida, Sarcoptiformes, Oppiidae. The record is from the annotation of a GenBank genome assembly.